AACUUUUUAAAUUAAAUUUAUAAUAAUUUUAAGAAAAAUUUAGGAUCAAUCGAGCAAUACUAAAGUAAUUAUUAAACGCCAACAAUUUUGUUAAAAGGAUUUAUUUUUUAAAAAUAUAUUGUGGAUAUCGCGUAAACAAUAAUAGUAUAUUUGAAAGAGGUGAAUUAUAUUAGACACUUACAAUUCAAGUGUUGAAUAGACGUUAAAGAUGGAUGCAGCUCCAACAACUGAAGUAGUUUAUCAAGGGAUAUUUACUUUAUAUAAUAAUCCAAAUUCAAAAGAGAAAGAAAAGGCGUCGAAAUGGCUAGAGGAAUUCCAAAAAUCGAUAUAUUCUUGGACAAUAGCUGACCAGCUGUUACAACAAAAGCGGGAUUUACAGUCAUGUUAUUUUGCAGCACAAACUAUGCGAAAUAAAAUUCAAAAUUCAUUUCAUGAGUUACCAUUAUCUUCUCACGAAAGUUUACGUGAUUCUCUUAUUGCACAUAUAGGACAAAUAAGAAAUGAUACGGAUCCCAUCAUUGUAACACAAUUAUGUUUAGCAAUAGCAGAUUUAGCUUUAUUAAUGUCGUCAUGGAAGGAUCCUGUUAUUUCAUUAAUUGAAACAUUAUCACAGCGACCUGAUUCCAUCUGGCCACUAUUAGAGAUAUUAACUUUAAUACCAGAGGAAAUUGAUUCUCGUUACCUAAGGUUAGGCUCUAAUCGAAGGGCUGAAAUUCAUAAAACUUUGGAAGGUAGUGCCCAAACCGUCAUGAAUUUUUUGAAUGUGUGCCUGCAAGAAUAUGGACAUGACGUUAAUUUGUUGAAUAAAAUAAUUACCUGUUUUAAUGCGUGGAUUGCAAUUCAUGCUGUUCCGCUUAGCAACUUUACAGGAAAUCCUGUAGCCCAAAAAAUAUUUCAAUUAUUAAAUGAUAUUGGUACAUCUAGAAAGCUGCACGAUUCAGCAACUGAUUGUUUAUGCACUCUUCUUCUAUGUAUAGAAGCUAACAACAAUAAUCAAGAUGAUGACAGACAAAUAUUGGAGAUGCAAAUUUUUAAUGGCAUUUUGGGUUUAGAAAAUUGUUAUCACACUUAUAUUGGUGUAGGUUAUGAAGAUAUUGAUAAGGCUAUAAAUUAUUGUAGGAUUUUUACCGCAUUAGCGGAAUCAUUUUUGGAAAAAAUGUUGGCAGAUGAGAAAGCUCCUCAUUACUCAAUCAAGUCAUUGGAGCUAGUUUUAACUUGUGUAGAUCAUUACGAUUAUGAAGUAGCUGAGAUUACUUUUAGUUUGUGGUAUCGUUUAAGUGAAGAAUUGUAUCAGAAAAAUAACGAUCAACUCACUAGUUACUUUAAAACGCACAUAGAGCGACUGAUAUCAGCCCUAUUCCGACACUCUCAAAUGGAUGCAGACCAUGAAGGUUUAAUUGAUGAAAACGAUAACUUUCUUGAUUUUCGAAGAAAAGUUUCCGAAUUAAUAAAGGAUGUUGUAUUUAUUAUUGGGUCAACCAACUGCUUUAAGCAAAUGUUUAUUAUUUUACAAGACCCAAACGCUACUUGGGAACGAAGUGAAUCUGCAUUAUUUAUAAUGGAAAACGUUGCUAAAAACAUUUUACCUGAUGAAAACGAAAUUGUAUCUAAAGUAGUAGAGGCCAUUCUUAAUUUACCCCCAAACACUCAUAUAGCUUUUCGUUUUACAUCAAUUAUGUUAAUAGGACAACUUUCUGAUUGGAUUGAUAAUCAUCCAGAAUCUUUGCAAGCGGUUUUAAAUUUUUUACUAUACUCAUUACAACAAAAAAAUGGAUUGGCUAAAGCUGCGGCAAUAUCUUUAACUCUCAUUUGUACUUCAAGCAGAGAUCAUAUGGUUUACCAUUUAAAUGGUCUUAUAGAAAUUGCACGAAGUUUAGAUAGUUUUGAAAUUAAUAAUGAAUUGGCAAUUGGUCUGUUGAAAGGGAUUUCCAUUAUAAUAUCUCGUCUACCACGUCCGCAACUAGAACAAGCAAUGAACCAAAUAUGCUCAUUUCAAUUUGGCCCUUUGUUGCAUUUAGUUGAAUCAACCAGUGCUGAAAUCACGAAAGGAGAAAGAAAUGAUCCAAGUUAUUGGAUUGAUCGAGCUUGCGCUGUUAUCCGUCACACAAAUUUUGAUAUAAGUUCAAACGCAACUCAUCCAGCGGUGCACAUAUUGACAGAUUCAUGGCCUCUAUUUUCAAAAGUAAUGGACAAAUAUCAAAGUGAUGUAAGAAUAAUGGAGCGCACUUGCCGUUAUAUACGUUAUGGUAUGCGAGCGGUUGGUACACAGGCAUCUCAUUUAUUAGAGCCUUUAGUUAAGCAAAUGAUCCAUUUAUAUUCAAUUCAUUAUCAUAGCUGUUUCCUGUAUCUUGGAAGUAUUUUGGUUGAUGAAUUCGCAAAAAGUGAGGAGUGCACUGCAGGCUUAUUAGAAAUGUUAAAAGCAUUUAUAGAACCAACAUUUAAUAUGCUACAUGUGGAAAAUGGUUUAAAAAAUAAUCCAGACACUGUCGAUGAUUUUUUUAGGCUGUCCUCAAGAUUUAUAGAAUGUUGUCCAAUUCCAUUUCUUCAAAGUCCAUUGGUUAGACCCAUUUUCCAAUGUGCUUUACUAGCAAUACCUUUGGAUCAUAAAGAUGCCAAUUCAUCUGUUAUGAAAUUUUUUUGCAAUUUAUUAAAAUGUGGUCGGCCUACCUAUAAAUUAGAUGUAACAAAACCGUUAGUUAAAGAGAUAACCCAUCAAAAUGGGCAAGAAUUAGCAAUGAACUUGAUUCAUGCCUCGGUUUUUUGUUUACAUUCAUACAUGUUGCCUGAUGUUGCAGAAGUUUUAAAUGAAUUGAAAACUGUGGAGGGACAUGUCAGAAUGGAGAUAUAUUUAAAAAAUGCUUUAGAAGCGCUGCCAAAGAAAAACAGCGGUGGUUGCAUAACAGCAACUCAAGAACAAUUAGAUGAAUUUAGCCGUAUUGUAGUAAGAUCUGAAACAACAAAAGCUGUGACAGUAGCAUUAAAAGACUUUACAAGAUUAUACCGAUGAGACUUUACAAUUAAUAACAUAAUAUUAAAAAUCAUGAUAAUAUAAAAUUAAAAAUUUGAAAUAUUUGAUAGAAUCAACAUUUUACAUACAUAUAAAGGAGAUGCAAUUAGCAUCGUAUUUUAAAUCUAUAAUUGUAAAAAUAACUGACGAAAAAAUUUUAUCUGUACAUACAUGUAUAUGUAUAUUUUCUUUAUUAAAGGCAGUUAACGAUAUCGUUUCCAAAUACAGUUUAAAAAGAGAAAACACUUGUAAAAUUAUAUAUAAACGAAUAUCUUAAUUUCACUAACGAAAACAUAUUUAA
Messenger RNA from Condylostylus longicornis, 3308 nucleotides. RefSeq names its product transportin-3 (gene Tnpo-SR). Gene Ontology annotation, molecular function: small GTPase binding. Gene Ontology annotation, cellular component: cytoplasm; nuclear membrane. Bases 209 to 3007 code for a protein of 932 amino acids. Lineage: Eukaryota; Metazoa; Arthropoda; Insecta; Diptera; Dolichopodidae. Gene Ontology annotation, biological process: protein import into nucleus. The record is from RefSeq and is a predicted model, not a curated record. The transcript has 7 exons.